UUGUGAAAAUUUUGAUUCUUUAUGCAUUUUCCAUCUUCUGUCGGUUGCUCUGAUUCUCUAGGGUUUGGUCAUGAUUCUCUGAGAUCUCUCUAGAUUCAUGCAUUUUCCUCAUUUUGUUGUUUAGUUGCUACUUUGUUUAAGUCCGUUGGGGCAGAAGAGAAUCCUUUUUUCAUGCAAAGAAGUCUCAAUUUAGAUCUUAAGAUUUAACAAAAGAGACACUCUUCCAAGUGUGUUUGAGGAGGUAAUGGAUUUCUUGAAAGUUAGAAAAUUUCGAAAGUCACGGAAGCCAAACCUUGAAAAGGAGAAAGAAGACAAGAUAUUGGCUCAGCAAGAGCAGGCAAGGAGUGAGAACACUGAAGCUGGUGUGACAGAUUCGGGGAAAGGAGACGAGAUCGAAGAUGACGAUGAUGAUUUCAUUACCAAUGAGGUUAAGAGAAGGCUCAAGGAGUUAAGGAGAAACAGUUUCAUGGUGUUGAUACCUGAGGAAGAAGAAGAAGAAGAAGAGGAAUCGUAUCUAGACGAAGAUGAUGAUGACGGAGAAGACAAGUGUUCAAGUGAGUGGAGAGAUGUGGUCGCUGAAGGACUUCAAUGGUGGGGAGGUUUUGAUGCUGUUUAUGAAAAGUAUUGUGAGCGAAUGCUCUUCUUUGAUCGCUUAAGCUCUCAGCAACUCAAGGAAACUGGCAUUGGAAUUGCUCCAAGUCCUUCAACUCCAUCGCCAAGAUCUGCAUCUAAGAAGCUGUCUUCGCCUUUUCGAUGUCUUUCUCUCAAGAAGUUGGAUGUUCCCGAGGAAGAUAUCGAGCAUUUGCAGCCGACAGAAAUUGACCCUUAUCAAGAUCUAGAGACGGCCUAUGUUGCUCAACUCUGCCUCACUUGGGAGGCACUUCACUGUCAAUACACGCAGCUGAGCCACUUAAUCUCAUGCCAACCCGAAACCCCGACAUGUUACAACCAUACUGCGCAACUGUUUCAGCAAUUCCUAGUCUUGUUGCAGAGGUAUAUAGAGAAUGAACCAUUUGAACAAGGCUCAAGAUCUGAACUUUAUGCGCGUGCUAGAAAUGCAAUGCCUAAGCUACUUCAAGCUCCUAAGAUUCAAGGGUCAGAUAAAAAGGAGAUGGAGAAAGAUACAGGCUUCAUGGUCCUCGCUGAUGAUCUCAUCCAAAUCAUCGAGAGCUCGAUCCUUACUUUCAACGUGUUCUUGAAAAUGGAUAAGAAGAAACCAAAUGGGGGUAUUCACUUGUUUGGGAACCACAACAACAACCAUAUGAAUUCUACAACUCCUUUACUACUGGUUCAGUCAUCCAUUGAUAAGAAAAGGGUGAAAGCGAAGGAGCUUUCAAAGAAGACAAAAGGUUUGAGAAAGAAAUCAUGGCCUCAAACAUGGGAAGGUGUUCAACUCUUGUUUGCAGCCAUUGACAUCAAACUCGCAACACGGGUAUUGAGGAUGGCGAGAAUCAGUAAAGAGCAACUUCUAUGGUGUGAAGAAAAGAUGAAAAAGCUCAACUUUUCAGCUGGGAAGCUUCAAAGACACCCAUCUCCAAUUCUUUUCCCAUGUUGAUAAUAAAAUGAUGAACAACACAAUGAUUUCAAAUACAGUCGCACCAAAUGUUCCCUUUUUAUCUGAUCAUUAAGAUCCGGUUUGGGGAUUUUUUCUUUUGCGGACAAAUCAAAGAAGAAAUUGUGUGUUUGUUCCAUUUGCUUUCAUUCAUUCUCUUUGCAAUAAGGGUCCAAUUCCAAG
Molecule: messenger RNA, 1735 nt
Organism: Arabidopsis arenosa
Lineage: Eukaryota; Viridiplantae; Streptophyta; Magnoliopsida; Brassicales; Brassicaceae
Source: the annotation of a GenBank genome assembly